UGCAGCCGCAGUAGCAGCAGCCACAGUAGCAGCCACAGUAGCAGCAGCCACAGUAGCUGUAGUAGCAGCCACAGUAGCAGCCACAGUAGCAGCAGCCACAGUAGCUGUAGUAGCAGCCACAGUAGCAGCAGUAGUAGCAGCCACAGUAGCAGCAGUAGUAGCAGCCACAGUAGCAGCAGUAGUAGCAGCCACAGUAGUAGCAGACACAGUAGCAGCAGUAGUAUAAGCCACAGUAGCAGCAGUAGAAGCAGACACAGUAGCAGUAGUAGUAGCAGACACAGUAGCAGCAGUAGUAGCAGACACAGUAGCAGCAGUAGCAGCAGCCACAGUAGCAGCAGUAGCAGCAGACACAGUAGCAGUAGUAGUAGCAGAAACAGUAGCAGCAGUAGUAGCAGACACAGUAGCAGCAGUAGCAGCAGCCUCAGUAGCAGUAGUAGUAGCAGACACAAUAGCAGUAGUAGUAGCAGACACAGUAGCAGCAGUAGCAGCAGCCACAGUAGCAGUAGUAGUAGCAGCCACAAUAUCUAG
This is a messenger RNA of Bacillus rossius redtenbacheri, 528 nucleotides long. RefSeq lists its product as uncharacterized. The record is from RefSeq and is a predicted model, not a curated record. NCBI's taxonomy places the organism in Eukaryota, Metazoa, Arthropoda, Insecta, Phasmatodea, Bacillidae. The transcript is spliced from 3 exons. The annotation marks the transcript as partial.